Scaptodrosophila lebanonensis is the source of this 684-nucleotide messenger RNA. RefSeq names its product NPC intracellular cholesterol transporter 2 homolog a (gene Npc2a). Gene Ontology annotation, molecular function: sterol binding. Bases 90 to 545 code for a protein of 151 amino acids. NCBI's taxonomy places the organism in Eukaryota, Metazoa, Arthropoda, Insecta, Diptera, Drosophilidae. The record is from RefSeq and is a predicted model, not a curated record. Gene Ontology annotation, biological process: intracellular cholesterol transport. The transcript has a single exon.
AAACUCGUCUUGCACAAUUCUCGGCGGAAGCUCACAUCAGCGACGACUGCUUGUAAUUUAAUUAAACGAAAUUAGUGGGGUUUGUGAAUAUGUUCAAGUUCGGCACUUUGGCGCUCUUCCUGCUGGCGAUGUGCGCCGCCCCCCUGCAGGCUCUGGAAUUCACCGACUGCGGCUCCAAGACGGGCAAGUUCACGCGUGUCGUCAUCGAGGGCUGCGACACGACGAAGUCGGAAUGCAUUUUGAAGCGCAAUACGACGGUGUCGUUCUCAAUUGAUUUCUCAUUGGCCGAGGAGGCCACCGCGGUGAAGACGGUUGUGCAUGGGCGGGUGUUGGGCAUCGAUAUGCCUUUCCCACUGCACAAUCCCGAUGCCUGCAAGGACAGCGGCCUCCAUUGUCCGCUGGAGAAGAAUGAGACGUACAGAUACACGGCAACGCUGCCAGUGCUCCAAAGCUAUCCAAGGGUCUCGGUUUUGGUCAAAUGGGAGCUGCAGGAUCAGAAUAAUGUGGAUAUCGUCUGCGUUGAGAUUCCAGCUAAGAUUCAAUAAUUGUAUGUUUAAUAAACAUUUUUUUUAUGAUUCAGUCUGUUCUUGAGUGCCAAAAAGUAAGAAGCGCAAGCUCUCUCCGUAUUGUAAUCUAAUAAUAAAUAAAGAAAAGUGAAAUUAAAUACACCCAUACAUACAUAAA